GAUAACUCUCUCUCUCUCUCUCUCUCUCACUCUUCUCUCUCUACAGGUGUUCUUCUUCCUUGCAUUGCAUUUGAGUUUCUCACUCAGACCUCUGAAGCUUCUAGAGGUGGAAAAAUCCAGGUGCUGGACUUUUGGUGUAUUGAAAAUUUUCUAGGGCGAUUUGAGGUUUAAGGACAAUGUUGAGGAAGAGGACCAGAUCACAGAAAGAUCAACAGAUGGGUCACUUGAUGCCUGAUUCAUCAUCAGAGUCCCAUUUAAACUCUGGUGUUUUUGCUCAGAAACACAAAGUCAGUUCCUUCUUCAAUGUCCCUGCUCUGUUUGUUGGGCUCAAUCCUAAGCAAUCAGAAUCUGAUUCAGUUAGAAGUCCCACUUCUCCACUUGAAUUUCGGGUCUUCUCAACUCUUAAUACCCUUAGGUCUCAAAGAUCAUCUGAGGGACAUCAGAAGAGCUGGGGUGGUAGUAAAGUAGGCCUGAGCAUUAUUGAUGCUCUCGAUGACAAAACUAAGCGGCCUGGGAAUCUUCCCAUACCCUCUAAGAGUAAAAAUAUUAUCUUUGGACCACAAAUGAGUUGCAAGACACCAAAUUUUCUAAACCAUUCUGACUCUUUUGAUGCAGCUAAGUCAUUGCCUAAAAACAUCCCAAUUUUCCCUUGUACUGAGCCUAAACCAUUCAAUCUCCAUAAUGACAGUUCUUAUGUUUUGUUUGGAAUUGGAGAUGCCCCAUUGGAGGAGGGUAUUUCGUCUCAAAAUAUGCGCUCUUGCUCGCUAGAUUCAGGAAGGUCUGGGUCACAUUUUGCUGGUUUUGCAAGCCGUAAAUCUAACUUGCACUCUGGGAGUUUUGGUACUGAACAUGGAAUAAACUCGGCAAUUUCUCAAAAUGGCAGAGAACUGUCAAAGUUGGGCAACUCAUCAGGUGCAAAGCUGAGCUCGAUGCCAGCGCCCUCUGGUUCUAUUUCAACAAGUGAGAUAGAGCUUUCUGAGGAUUAUACCUGUGUGAGAACCCAUGGCCCCAAUCCUAAGGUGACCCAUAUUUUUUGUGACUGCAUUUUAGAAUGUCACAACAAUGAAUUCACCAAUUUUUCAAAGAAUGGUGAAGAGGAGAAAGGGUUGUCAAAGGGGCCUGACUGCUGUGAAGAACACCUUUCAUAUCCCUCAAGUGAUUUCUUGAUCUUCUGCUAUACAUGCAAGAAGAAAUUGGAUGGCAAGGACAUAUUUAUAUACAGGGGUGAGAAAGCAUUUUGUAGUUCUUCUUGCCGCUCUGAGGAGAUUUUGAUUGAUGAGCAAAAGGAGAAAACCAAUAAAGGUGGUGAUGAUUUUGAAAAGCCAAACAGCCCCGAGGAAUCUUUUGAGAGCAGUUUGUUCAUUGCUACAUAGGACACUGCGUUGUAGUCACUAGGGCCAUGAUUGAUGAGAUUGUCACACAGGGUAGACACGAUUUAUCAUCUGUUUCCUAAGAGCUGUUUUAUGUGGAUCUUUCUGCAGCCAUGGAUGAUUGUAGUGUGCACUGCUCCUGAAUUUCAUUUCUCAUGGUCUUGGUGUGAAACGGUUAAACCGUGAUUUUGCAUAAUUCUAACUUUGAUAUGUUAUAGUAGAGUUUCCUUUGGAAAUCUCUGAGGAGAAGGGCUAUAGUACACCCUUUUGGCUCCCCAAAUUUUCGUUUUUGUUCUUCUGUAGUGGCAGAAGUUGAUAAGCCUCACCCAACUUUUCUAAAUGAAUAUUAAUGAUUUUAUGUAUACCUCAGCUUUUGCCCUUUUGAAAUCUGAAGUGAACUUCUCUGCA
Molecule: messenger RNA, 1778 nt
Organism: Ipomoea triloba (trilobed morning glory)
Lineage: Eukaryota; Viridiplantae; Streptophyta; Magnoliopsida; Solanales; Convolvulaceae
Product: FCS-Like Zinc finger 11-like
Exons: 3
Coding region: 177-1373 (398 amino acids)
Source: RefSeq, a predicted model, not a curated record